This is a messenger RNA of Salarias fasciatus (jewelled blenny), 2989 nucleotides long. RefSeq names its product tripartite motif-containing protein 16-like. Lineage: Eukaryota; Metazoa; Chordata; Actinopteri; Blenniiformes; Blenniidae. The transcript has 2 exons. The record is from RefSeq and is a predicted model, not a curated record. Gene Ontology annotation, molecular function: zinc ion binding; protein binding. Bases 204 to 1886 code for a protein of 560 amino acids.
GGUGGAGAUCAAACCACAAACUACUUUCACUGCUCUAGGAGUGGAGCUGACAGGGCAGAGUCUGGACGUCUUCUGAGGAUUUCUACUGAUAUCUCCCAGCUGAGGAUCACUGACGUCUCAGGAAACCAGAGGAGGGUCCAGCUUCAAACCUGCUGAGCAGGAAGAGAAACUCUUCAAACUCUGGCUGCCAUUGAGAGGAGAAAAUGGCUCAGAGAGGAUCUCAGCUGGAUCCACUAAAGUUCUCUUGCUCCAUCUGUCUGGAUCUCCUGAAGGAUCCGCUGACGGUUCCCUGUGGACACAGCUACUGCAGCAGCUGUAUUCAAAGCCACUGGGAUGAAGAGAAGAAGAAGGGAAUCUACAGCUGUCCUCAGUGCAGGAAGUUCAGACAGAGACCUGACCUGGAGAAGAACCUCCUGUUAGCAGAGUUAGUGGAGGAUCUGAAGAAGACUGGACUCCAAGCUGCUGCAGCUGAUCUCUGCUCUGCUGGACCUGAAGAUGUGUCCUGUGAUGUUUGCUCUGGGAGGAAGCUGAAAGCUGUGAAGUCCUGUUUGGACUGUGUGGUCUCUUACUGUGAGGAACACCUCCAACCUCACUACAAAGCAGCUCCACUGAAGAAGCACCAGCUGGUGGAGCCCUCCAAGAAGCUCCAGGAGAAGAUCUGCUCUCUUCACGAUGAGGUGAUGAAGAUUUUCUGUCGCACUGAUCAGCAGAGUAUCUGUUACCUCUGCACCAUGGACCAACACAGAGGCCAUGAAACAGUCCCAGCUGCAGCAGAGAGGAGGCAGAAGCAGAAGGAGCUGGAGGAGAGUCGACUAAACAUCCAGCAGAGAAUCCAGGAGCGAGAGAAAGAGGUGAAGCUGCUUCAGCAGCAGGUGGAGGCCAUCAAUGUCUCUGCUGAUGAAGCAGUGGAGAACAGCGAGGAGAGCUUCACCCAGAUGAUCCGUCUCAUCCAGAAAAGAAGCCUGGAGGUGAAACAGGAGCUGAGAUCCCAGCAGCAAACUGCAGUGAGUGAACUCAAAGAGCUUGAGGAGAAGCUGGAGCAGGAGAUCAGUGAGCUGAAGAGGAAAGACGUCCAGCUGGAGCAGCUGGCUCACACAGAGGACCACACCCAGUUUCUGCUCAGCUACCCCUCAGUGUCAGCACUCAGUGAGCCCACACACUCCUCCAGCAUCCAGACUGCUCCUCUCAGAUACUUUGAGGAUGUGGCAGCAGCUGUGUCAGAGAGCAGAGACAAACUCCAGGACAUCCUGAGAGACACAGGGACAAACAUCUCACUGAGAGACGCUGACGAGGAGCUGCUGCUGCUACAACCACCAAAACCACCAAAACCACAGCCAGAGAGCAGAGCAGACUUCUUACAGUAUUCCCAGCAGAUCACACUGGAUCCAAACUCUGCUCACAGAAGAGUGUUUUUAUCUGAUGGGAACAGAAAAGUAACUCGAACAUGGAAACAGAGUUAUCCUGAUCAUCCAGAGAGGUUCAUUGGAUAUCCUCAGGUUGUGAGCAGAGAGGGUCUGACUGGACGGUGUUACUGGGAGGUGGAGUGGAGAGGAAUAGAAGUUUAUGUAGCAGUGACUUACAAGAGCAUCAGCAGAGCAGGGAGUGAAUGUAUAUUUGGAUUAAAUGACAAAUCUUGGGCUUUAUAUUGUCACGCUACUCAUUUUAUAUUCUUGCACAACGACACAGAAACUCCCGUCUCAGAUCGCCAGACAUCCAGAGUGGGAGUGUACCUGGAUCACACAGCAGGGAUUCUGUCUUUCUACAGCGUCUCUGAAACCAUGACUCUCCUCCACAGAGUCCAGACCACCUUCACUCAGCCGCUGCACGCUGGAAUUAGAUUUUGUGGUUACAUAGGAGACUCGGCAGAGUUCUUGAAACCUCAGUAGAGGACUUCCUUCAGAUCUCCUUGUGUCAUUUCCUAAAGGAGCCUCCACACUUUCUGAGCUGAGACGAUGAGAUUUCUGGCAAGAAGAAGAUUUGAAACCUACAGUUGGUCGGCCGUCUUCUCAGAGACUUUCUACGUGGACAAAAGGAUGUGAGAUAAGUGUGGAGAGACAGAAACAAACUGAGUUAGUGGAGAAAAACAUGGAGCUGCAGCCAUCAGUCUCCUUGCCGAUUCCUCAGCUGAUCAUUUUCUAAUAGUUGGACUCAUUUCAAAGCUGCCUCCACCUUCUCAAACUGAAGUUUCUUCUUCAUGGACCACGUGAAGCUGCAGCUUGUCACACUUUUCUACAUUGUGUUCACUGAGCUAACUGGUAGCAUUAGCACUGGAUGACUUACUACCUGAAAAUCUAGUAAUGUUUGUAAUCUCAGGGAUGUUCAUAUUUACUCACUUCUGUUCUCGCUUCUUCCAUCAGUGGAUCACCUGCUCAUUUUAUAAACUUUAAAGAAAAUUUAAUCCACAUAUUCCUUGAAUUCUUGAACUUGGUGUUUUUUUUGGACUGACCACCAGGUGGCAGCAAACACAAGAAAAUCCAGCUGCAUGAGGACAGGAGACCAACAAAAAGUGUCUUCAAUUCAAACAACUUUGUUGUGUAUCUAAACAUCCACAAAAAUUAGUUAAAAAAAAAAAAAUCAAUGUCCAUGCAUCACACAAGUCAUCUCAUCAUUUGACAAUGGAGAGCCACAAACUCAAAUCUGUAUAUCUGUACUCUCCAUAUGGGAAUUUGUCAAGUCGGCGGAAGUUGAUGCUGGUGUCAGUCCAAUACCUGAUACUGGUAUCAGCGCAUCUUUGACCACCAUCGAUGCAUGAGACGCAUAUUGAUAAAGCAUGAUCAUUAGUUGUGUUCAACAUCAUGACUUCUAUGUAAUAAAUUCCACUCAGUGGAUCAUUUCAGGAGUUGCUCUGUCAUGUUCUCUUUUGGAGAAUGAUCACCAGCUGCUGCUCUGCUAAAUGUGUCAUUUCCACAAAAGAGAGAGUGGAUAAUCUGCAGUGUUUUCAGAGUGAUCGACACUCCUCACGGGUCUUGAACGCCCCCUGGAGGCAUUC